Lachancea sp. 'fantastica' is the source of this 828-nucleotide messenger RNA. The record is from the annotation of a GenBank genome assembly. Lineage: Eukaryota; Fungi; Ascomycota; Saccharomycetes; Saccharomycetales; Saccharomycetaceae.
AUGUCGAAACAACGAAUCAUCAGCGAAUCGACAGGAUUAUACAAGUUAUCGAUUGUAAAUAAGCAAAAAGAUCAGGAGAAUGAUUGCGGGAAUGAGGAGACUACCAGCUCAGUAUUAGAGAGUCCCAGAAGGGGACUCCCAAUCUCAUCACCGGUGAGAUCACCUGCAAAAUGCGCUUCUCCGGUUCAGAAUAGCCCUUCCAGAGACACAGUCUCAGUGGAAGCCACUCGUGAAAAGCUGUUUUAUGAACUGGCAUCGAAAAGAAGAAACGUCAUGGAAUUGAAACAGCAAUUGCUUAGAGCAGAGCAAGAGCUGGAAACCUUGGAGCUACAGUGUAAAGAAAUUAACGAACCAGAACGAACCACAGGCUCACCGGAUAAACUUCACAAGCUUGCAUCGCGUUUCCAACAAACCUUGGACGAAGUUAACAGCAACUCAAGGGUCAUCAAAAGCAAGCAGAGCAUUGGGAACUUUUUCCAGUCUAGAAAGAUGGGCAAUGAACAAGAUUUACCGUCUAAUACACAAGAAUCAACAAGCCAAUCUCCUUUUGCGAAUAAAUUUCGAAAUAUGCGAAAUUCGGAUGCCCCUCCUGCAUUUUUCGAUAAACUCAUCAACAAAUGGCAAAGCUUCACAGUGAACGAGGAAGACGAGGACGCAUUUGAUAAAGACCGGCCCACAGACAAAUUUUAUAUCAAGAGUAAGUUAGAUUAUGACGAGGACGAAGAAAUCACCUCUGAAUCUGAUGAUGCUUCCCAGCUGAGUAACCUGGGCGAGGACGCGGUCGUGUCAACAUACAAAAGGGACCACCAGGUCAACAACAUUAUAUAA